GAGAGAGAGACAAAUCGGGAGGUUCUGCCAAUUGAAAUAGCUCAGUAACAGCAGCGAGCCAGAGAACCGAGCCUGCCUCUAUGUCAGGGCCACUUACCUGCAAGGUGCGCAACGAAGAUGAUGACCAUGAACGGCAAGCAGCAUUUCUCUAUGCACCCGGUGCUGCAGGAGCCCAAAUACUCUGGCCUGCACGCGAGUUCGGAAGGCAUGCGCAGGGUGUGUCUGCCUGCCCCGCAGCUUCAGGGCAAUAUAUUCGGUUGCUUUGAUGAGAGUCCACUGGCACGCGCGGAAGCUCUGGCGGCUGCUGACAUUGUCUCUCACGGCAAGAGUCACACUUUCAAGCCUGACGUGACUUACCAUACCAUGAGUAGUGUCCCCUGCAACCCCAACUCCUCUACGGUGCCCAUCACCCACUCCACCACCCUGACCCCUCACCACCACCACCACCACCACCUCAACCAGAGCUUGGAGGGGGAUCUCCUGGAUCACAUCUCGUCCAGUCUCUCUGUGAGCGGGAUGGGGGCUCCGGAUUCCUCUAUGAUGGCCACUCAAGCCCACCAGCACCACCUCCAGACCAUGGGUCAUCUUCACCAAGCUAUGGGCAUUGGUCAUCCGCACUCCUUGUCUGUGCACAACGGAAUGUCGUGUGUCAACGACGUGGAGUCGGAUCCUAGGGAGCUGGAAGCCUUCGCUGAGCGGUUCAAACAACGGAGGAUAAAGCUCGGGGUGACCCAGGCGGACGUUGGCUCAGCUCUCGCCAACCUGAAGAUACCUGGGGUGGGCUCUCUCAGCCAGAGCACUAUCUGCCGGUUCGAAUCCCUCACCCUCUCUCACAAUAAUAUGAUUGCGCUAAAACCUGUCCUCCAAGCCUGGCUCGAGGAGGCUGAGGCUGCUUACCGGGAGAAAAACAGCAAGCCAGACCUUUUCAAUGGCAACGAACGCAAACGAAAACGCACGUCGAUAGCCGCACCUGAGAAACGAUCUUUGGAGGCAUAUUUUGCUAUCCAGCCCCGUCCCUCUUCGGAAAAAAUUGCUGCAAUUGCUGAAAAACUGGACCUUAAAAAGAACGUGGUUCGUGUGUGGUUUUGCAACCAACGGCAAAAACAGAAAAGGAUGAAAUAUUCUGCUGUGCAUUAGUUCAAAUAAUGCCUAAAAUACGACAUUUUGAAGAGAUAACGGGGAUCUAUCAACAUCUCAUGCCUGACUGGAAUUUACUACUGAGACUCUAUAGGAUUUAUUUACAUUUCAAUUAUUUCGUUCACUUUUUUUGUCCUGUUGUUUAGUUUGGAAUUAAACGUAUCGUGCUAAAGGUCUCUUGGAGGAAAUGUUCGUUGUUGAUUUUAUGACUGCCUAUGACACCUCUUCAAUCACAGAACUAAACUAUAGGGCCUAACAAAUAGAGGGAGAAAAUGACUUCUCUCUCGUGUGAUAUGUCCUGUUGAAUGCUCAUAAAACAUGUUAGUUGUUUGGACAAUUUAAUCAAUUACACUAACCAUUUUGACGUUUAGGAUUCAUAUUUAAGAUGGAAUGAAUGUGUGUUCACUGCAUAGGGGUAACACAACCACCAAAAAAAUGCUAAUAAAUGUGCUCUCUUUGUGAACUAGCUGAACUUUAUUUACCGUUAUGUGUAAACGAGGCAAAUACUAUUCACAUUAUUUAUGACGCAACACGAGUUGAUUUUUUUAAUAGGCUAAUUUUAAAUAAGGCAUGUCAAACCGGCAUAUUUUGUCAUGGACUAUUUUGAUGUGAAAAAUGUAAAACAGUUUGGAGUAUCACUGAAAUACUAUGAGUAUUUUUCUUCACUCUUGGAUUUCACUUGACAAAAUGAGUGAAGUUCAAACUUCAUUAAUAAAUCAUUGAAUAUUUUCUCAAAUUCCAUUGAAUCAGCAAUUUAUUAUUUCGAUAAAAUUUUGCAUGAUUAUUUUGUGUUUUAGUCAACUGUAGAGAAUUAGACAUUUGCAGGCUAUUACCACUAUUACAACAGGCUAUUACCAAUUUAAAAACAUUUCGGUUGAGCUUAAAGUAAUUUGGCCAUUUGUGUGAGGUUAUGAUAGUAUUGUAUUUAACUAUCUAUUUUGUUUCUCGGGUUGGACUAGGGGAGUAUUAACUCAGGGUUUGUUCCUGGUCUGAAUAAAUCCUGCCUCAAGAUUACAGGCGAUACAAUCAUUGUAAAACCAUGAGUUUCACAGAGAACAUGACUUGUUUCAAUUAGGAAUUCCCAAUUCUCUGCUGCGAUUAAAAACGAUUCAUAUAACACAUAAAUAUGAUUGAAAAAAGUACAUAUUUCAUUGCUGAAUGAUAAACCAAAGUCAAACACAAUGCAACAAUUGUAUGCACAUAUAAUUUAUGUUUUCCUUUCAUUGACGCACUGUUACCAGGACAUUGGUCCGAAUUAGAUUGGUUAAUAAUUAAUGCCCUUGUGUCACUGGGUUAUAUCGUGGGGUUUGAAAUUAUUAAGUAAUGAUGAUGCAAUAUUAAUUAUAUAUUGGUAUAAAACGAAGCUUGGAGCUGUGUGGAGGGCUGACAGUGUAUGGGAGCUCGUGACUCGAGGGAUAGAGGGGACUCUCACAAUGCCAGGUAAGGAUUUGAAGAUUUCAAUGUAUCUUUUAAACCAGUACGAAGGUCAAGAGAAUUUUCCACGGUUUUUAUCUGUGUUUCGUUCCCCCUGCCCCUUUAUAUUCUGAGUUUUUGUACUCAAGUUAAAUAUAUUAUUAUACUAAUAACAAUACAAUAGGAGUUUGAAAUAGUAUGUGAAACUACUAUUAUUGUUUGAACUUGUAAUAAUACCAACUCACUUCAUUACAUUUGUCUUUAUUCUCUUCCUGAUGAAUAAGUGCAGUUGUAUGAGUCAUUUAGUAUUGGAUACUUUUUCUGUAAAAGUGGAACAGCAGGUCGAGACUUUAAAUAAAAUCAUUAUUUGAUUCAAUUUGUGUAAAUUCGAUGUAUAUAUUAAUUUGAAGUAAAAACAAAAAUAACAUAUUGUUAAAUAUACUGUAAAUUAUUCACUAGAACCUGAAGUUACAGGCCACACACGGUAUUCUCCCAAGUGUAAUAGGCUCUCUGGAUAUUUUAGCCAGAGGAUCAAUAUUUUGCAUUUGAAAAUAAAAUCAGUGGAUUUGUAAUGUUCUCUUUGAUCUUAAAAUGUGAUUAAUUGCUUAGGCAAUGCGUAACUUAUUUUAAUAAAGGAUCAUUUGAAGGAGGGGCAAAAGCAACAUAAUAGAUCGUCUACUUGCUCAUGAGGAUAACCUAAUGGACAUUUUCUCUCUUGUUCUGUGUCUUGGGAACAUGUGAUAUGUGGCUGCAGCUUAUUAAUCCUGGUUUUAAAUCAGGAUAAAUAAGCUUCACCAUGAAAUGAAAUGCUUAUAUUGUUCAAUCUAACUGUUUUGUUAUAAUUGUUUUCAUGUGUUUCUGUUUUAUUUUUUACAAACUUUAAAGAAUUUCAGAAUAUAUUUCAUCUUCCAAUGUCUGAAGACUUACCAUAUUAAUGUUAAAGAAAUGACUUGGAGAGGAAGGUUAAAUAUUUUUUGGGCUAGGAAGCGUGUGUAAAUUAUUGAUCGCUGUAAUACCCCUAUUGAUAUCAUAAACCUCUUGCAAUGAGGUAAAUUGAGCUGAAGGUUAGCAAAGACAGGGAGCAUGUGGCGAGUGAGGCCCGUUCUAUUAUUCAUUCCCAGUUGGAAAGUAUUGCAAUUUCUCAUGCAAUAAUUGAGCUGCAUUACCCCCGCAUAUUUAUUUAUUAAACAUUCCUAUGUGCAUUUUCACUUCAGAUCAAUUGCAAAUUUGCUGCGAAAUAUAACUUAAAUAAGACUCUGAAAUCUUAAGAGUAUUUUUCAAGUCAAGGAACAAUAUUUUUUUAUGAAAAAUGUAAGGUAUUGCAUAAUUCACUUUUAUAACUUUAGAACUUCAUAAGUUGACUUAUAAAUAUAUAUUUGGACCACAUCAAUUGAAUCAUCACAUAUUACAUUUUGAUGUGGUGGGUGGUGGGCUUGUUAUGUCUGCAUUUGUGGGUGUGAGUGAGUGAGUGUUUGAGAGAAAGAGAGACGGGGGGAGAGAGAGAGUUAAGCUUGCUUGGGAUGUUUUCAUGGACUGGUGAGAGACGGUGCUCGACAGAAUGGGGAUGAGAGCACUGUUUAAUUGCGGCAGACGGACUCCCGGACGGUGUUCUGCACUGCACACCCCUCCUCUCCCUCUUAGCCUACCCUGGUUGGUUAAGUCUUCGGCAGUCCCAGUGAGGAGAGCGAGUGGGGUAGGUAGGGGCGAUGGCAGAAUCGAGACACCGCCAUCUCAAUUAUUUAUAAAGUGCCAGUAGCAACAAAUGAGAAUGUGACUCGUUUGGAGGCAGACAGCUACCUCUGUGCAUUUUAUUAGCCUUCUCCUACUUUUAUCACAUGCCAAGCCAUUCCAGGAAUCAGCCCACAGCUCUUCCCCAGCAUGUCAUCGACUCAUCCAGAGGGAUUCUGUUACUAGGAAACACGAGGCUGCCCUUCAAAUGUGAACUUCGUGCGUCCUCUAUUCCUUCCAUGUCCUCUCUCUCUCUACCCCCACUUUUCUUUGACUUGCCUUUUCCCUCAGCCUGGGUUUUUCACGAACCUUUCUCUCUGGUGAAUGCAUAUUAUUGAGAUGUUUCAACAAAGGUGACAAAGGUGUGUAUGUAUGACCGUGGAUGCUUGCCAUGGCCACUGUAUCAUUUACCAACCUUAUCAAAAACAAUCCUUCCCACCUUGGCUACCAUCAUAUCCGUGUACAUUCCUACAUAUUGUACAGUACUAACCAGUUGCAUAGAGUACAUAUGACACCCAGGCGGGGAUUGUUUUUGUCACUUUUAGACUCUCUACAUGUGAGGAACCUUGUUACAUAACUAUUUCAGAGGUUGUUCUACUGGGAAAUAAAUUGUAAAAAAAUUCCAUUCAAUCUAUAUUUGGGUAUUUGUUUCAUUAGUCCACUGUUGAUACAGUCCCAAACUGUUUUGCAUGUCAGCAAUCAAGUUUUCAAGAUAUAGAACUUUCAAAACACAGAAAGUGUCACAGUAUGAUGCAUUUUGCAUCAUAUGAUGUCUUUUUUUUAAGCACACUGAAAUAUUAACUGGGCUACAUGGAACCUCUUCCUCUCUCUUAAGACUAAACAAUACAGCUAGCUGCCCAGAAUUGUCUCUCUCCAUAGGCUCUUGAAUGACCUCUACAUUAUGCAUGGUGCAGUGGUUAUAUCAGUCAAUUUAUCCCCUGACCUCCCACACGGAUACUCUGUUCUUCAUUUCAGCACCAGCACAACAGAGACUCACAACAGUCCAGACUAAAAUCUAUGGUUACCCUUGGACCGAACACCUAAAUUCUACAAUUUGACAGUAUGCAAAUGUUUGCUGCUGCAUGUGUGCAAUUCGCUAUCUGUAGUUACCAUCACCGUUUGGAUACAAUUUGUUACUAGGGAAAACACAGUACUGAAAAUACACAUUUAAAUCUGUUCUUAUAGCUCACAUGAAACGAUAAAUAUGUGCAAAGCCAAGAGCAUAAGUAUAUUUUCUUUCUCUUUUUGUAGUUUUGUUUUUACAGUCAAGUGUAUGAAACAAUGCUCGAAUGUCUUCUUUCACUGUGCCACCCAAUUUAAACAGUCAGAGGAGAGGGGGCUUCUGGGAGGACAUAUAGCCUGGGAUGCCACCUGCUUAAUUCACCGCCUCCAAUAACAGUAUUAUACACCGCAUGCAUAAUUUAACAGCGCUCCAUUAUAAAAGUGCCCUGAGAAAUGAGAUUAACCCACUCAGAAAUAACUCACACUGGCGUGAUUUCCUCAGAAAAGCACUUGAAAGAGCUCAUGAAAGCAGAAACCAGAUGAACACAUCUCUUCACAGUCUUUAGAAAUCUUAUCCAAAAAGUGAACCGAGAGAGGGAGAAAGGUAAGAAGCUUUCAAAAUAGCACGGCCAUCUUGUCACGCCUCUACUUCUCCAAGUCGAUCACAUUAGAUGGGUUCACUUUGUGACCUGUGGAGUUUGACAGUAAGGUCUUGUGACAACAGGCGCCCAUAGAAAGAGUACAAACCAAAGCACUAGAGUGGGCUGCAGGCACAUUAUUGUCAGGAGUUCAUACUGUCACUCUCCAUGGACUGACUUUUGAAGAGACAUGAAAACAGUGCGAGUCCAUAGAGGGGCCCCGGGUUAUCCUACAGCAGAUGCAGUCAUUGGUCCCCUGCUCCCCAGGCCUGAAGGCUGCCCUGGGGCUAAACUCCCCAAAGCACAAGAUGAAAAACCCUGCCAAUGAAUCAGGGUGAGGCGUACAAAUAGCUACUAUUCCUGAGCUCAUUUAUGUGGGGCUUUUAUAUGUGGUUCUACCUGCACAGAUCAGAUUCGAUCUGGGAAGCCUGUGUGAUCAAAUUGAACCGAAGGGCAGAUUCCAUAGCCUCUGGGCACCAGCUCAUUACUGUUUUAUUAGGGAUUCCCUGUGGGAUUGUGAUCCUAACUGUACUAUAGAAAGAUAGAUAGGGAGAGGGAAACCUUCCUUCAUAUUCGGUUAACACCUUAUUUGGAUAGUUCAUCUGUAGAUGUUGUAAAGCUACAACUACAUUCAGCUGCGGGCCAAUUUUUUCUUGAGCGGAUGGUCAGGGGGCCGGAAAACAAUUACAGAUAAUUUCUAGACUGCAAAUUGACCGCAAGAAGCCCAAACAGAUAACAUUGGACUAAAACAUAAUUUUAAACCUUGCUUAAAUUUGUAUUAGAUCACAUCUCUAUUAUGUGUGGGAAUACUUUGUAACAGAUUUCCAAAAUUAAAAUAUAUCGGAGUG
Oncorhynchus nerka (sockeye salmon) is the source of this 6766-nucleotide messenger RNA. RefSeq names its product POU domain, class 4, transcription factor 3-like. Gene Ontology annotation, molecular function: DNA-binding transcription factor activity, RNA polymerase II-specific; RNA polymerase II cis-regulatory region sequence-specific DNA binding. Bases 118 to 1137 code for a protein of 339 amino acids. Gene Ontology annotation, biological process: regulation of transcription by RNA polymerase II. The record is from RefSeq and is a predicted model, not a curated record. NCBI's taxonomy places the organism in Eukaryota, Metazoa, Chordata, Actinopteri, Salmoniformes, Salmonidae. The transcript is spliced from 2 exons.